AUGGCAGACCCUCAAGAGACUAUUUCCAUCGUCGUGGAAUUUACCGGCGGUUUAGAAAUCCUGUUUGCCAACGAGCGCAGGUAUCGUCUAUCAAUUCCAACGCAUACAAACGAGGAUCGAAAACGACCUACUAUUGCUUGGCUCAUUCAAUAUCUUGUCGAGAAUCUGAUGCAAGAUCCGAGGAAGGAGUUAUUCGUCCUUGAUGAUCAUGUGCGCCCUGGUAUUCUUGUCUUGAUCAAUGACGCCGAUUGGGAGCUCGAGGGCGAAGAGGCCUAUGAGAUACAGCCCGGGGACAAUAUAUUGUUUGUCUCUACAUUACAUGGAGGAUAG
This is a messenger RNA of Talaromyces atroroseus, 330 nucleotides long. Its product is annotated as Ubiquitin-related modifier 1. The record is from RefSeq and is a predicted model, not a curated record. Gene Ontology annotation, cellular component: cytoplasm; nucleus. Gene Ontology annotation, molecular function: protein tag activity. NCBI's taxonomy places the organism in Eukaryota, Fungi, Ascomycota, Eurotiomycetes, Eurotiales, Trichocomaceae. Gene Ontology annotation, biological process: protein urmylation; tRNA thio-modification. Bases 1 to 330 code for a protein of 109 amino acids. The transcript is spliced from 3 exons.